AUGGAAAUUGACUCGAUAAUUAUUCAAAUUGAUGAACCUAACAUAGACAUCGCACAGCAACCACCACAACAAGAGGACGAUGUCGAAAGUGACGAGUAUGAUCAAGUCUUCCAAUCAACUGAAUUUUGUCGUUGGAGAAAAAACUCUCCUUAUCUGUACAAUAUGUUAUUUUACGAACUACUUCAAUGUCCAUCGCCAACGGUUCAAUGGCUUGACUAUCACACUGUGAAAGGUGAUCCAAAAUGUGAUUAUUAUCGACUGAUCAUUGGUACACAAGGCUUCGAUGAAUUCACCGGUGAACACGGUGGUUAUGAAAUGGGUGUUCGAGGCUCAAUACAUCCUUACGUACCAAUGUAUCAUGUUGGUGACGUAAAUAAAGCUCGUGCUAUGCCUCAAAAUACAUUCAAAAUUGCAAGCUUCUCGUCGACUAACGAUAUAUUCUUAUUUGACUAUAGUAAACAUCCAAGUAAAUUGAAUCCGGAUGGCAUUUCUCGACCACAAGCUAUCUUACGUGGACAUACAGAUGAAGGCUUUGCUUUAUCGUGGCAUCCGAUCCAGCAAGGUUUGCUAUUGACUGGUGCCCAAGAUGGAAAAAUGUGCUUGUGGAAUGUUGAAAAAAUGUCCACUACUCCCGUUCCAACCACACCGACCAAUGGAAUCGAAUGUAAUACAAUCCUUGACCCAGUUGAAACAUUCGAUUCCGAACGGAAACUUGUUGAUGCUAUUCAAUGGCACCCAAGUCAUCCAGCUGUUUUCGGUGCAGCAGCUGGUUCGGGUACUCUGCUCAUCACUGAUCUUCGUGCAUCCUCAGGUAGUGCCUCGCUCGUAGAAUCAUUAUUUCCAUCACCAACGUCAUCCUCGAAAACUCUUCAAUUUCGUGUCAAAGUUCAUUCAGCUGAUUGCAAUUGUCUUGCAUUUCAUCCAAUUAAUGAAUAUGCUCUACUAACUGGUUCUGACGAUACAACAAUUGCUCUAUGGGAUAUGAGAAAUCUUUCCAAAGAAGUUCGACGUUUUGAUCAACGUCAUCGAGAUGGUAUACUUCAAGUUGCAUGGAGUCCAUUAGCACCAAGUGUAUUUGCAUCCAGUAGUGCUGAUCAACAUGUCUGUGUCUGGGAUUUGAAAUCGCCUGAUGGAGUUAUUUUUGAUCAUAAAGGACAUGAUUCACGUAUACCUGAUAUAAGUUGGCAUCCAACGCGACCGAUGAUUGCAUCAGUUGCUGAAGAUUCAUCAUUUCAAAUCUGGGAAGCAAGUGUCGUCGAGAAUCUUAUCAAUAAUGUUUAG
Molecule: messenger RNA, 1281 nt
Organism: Adineta ricciae
Lineage: Eukaryota; Metazoa; Rotifera; Eurotatoria; Adinetida; Adinetidae
Source: the annotation of a GenBank genome assembly